AACACUUGUACGCAGAAGAAAAGAAAACAGACACAGAAAAAGAAGAGAAGAGAAAGAAAGAAGGCGAAGAAAAGACUGUUUUUUUGUUUUUGUUUUUUCAUUUAUUCAUUUAUUCCUUUUUAAUUUCGCAUAUAAUUCACAAUCAGAUCAGAUCUUAGCCCCAAAUAAUCCCCAAUUCCUCUUCCAUUUCCAUCGAAUCCCUAAUUCUCCCAGAUCCAAAUUCGCGUCAAUUUCGAUUAGAUUGGAGCUUUGCCGGGGGAGUUAUCACCAUGGCGUGCAUAAAGGGCGUGAACAGAUCGGCGUCGGUGGCGCUGGCGCCGGACGCGCCGUACUUGGCGGCGGGGACAAUGGCCGGAGCGGUGGAUCUGUCGUUCAGCUCCUCGGCGAGCCUCGAGAUCUUUAAGCUCGAUUUCCAGUCCGACGAUCGCGAGCUCCCCGUCGUCGGCGAGUCGCCGAGCUCCGAGCGAUUCAACCGCCUCUCAUGGGCCCGCCCCACCGACCCCGCCAGCGAGAAGUUCGGGCUCGGCCUAAUUGCCGGUGGCCUCGUCGACGGCAGCAUCGAUAUUUGGAAUCCCAUCUCGCUGAUCCGGUCUGAGGCUAGUGAAAGUGCUUUGGUUGGACAUCUCUCGCGGCAUAAGGGGCCCGUUCGCGGUCUUGAAUUUAAUGUAAUUGCGCCAAACUUACUUGCAUCUGGUGCUGAUGAUGGUGAGAUUUGCAUAUGGGAUUUGGCCAACCCUGCAGAACCUUCUCAAUUUCCACCUCUAAAGGGUAGUGGUUCUGCUGCUCAGGGUGAAAUUUCAUUCUUAUCAUGGAAUAGCAAGGUUCAGCUUAUAUUUGCGUCCACGUCUUAUAAUGGAACAACCGUGGUUUGGGACCUAAGGAAGCAAAAACCUGUCAUUAGCUUCUCAGACUCAGUUAGAAGACGGUCCUCAGUUUUGCAGUGGCAUCCUGAUAUUGCUACUCAGCUUGUUGUUGCAUCAGAUGAAGAUGGUUCACCAGCUUUAAGGCUUUGGGAUAUGAGAAAUAUAAUGUCACCAGUUAAAGAGUUUGUGGGGCACACUAAAGGUGUAAUUGCAAUGUCAUGGUGUCCUAAUUACAGCUCAUAUUUGCUUACGUGCGCCAAGGAUAAUCGAACUAUAUGCUGGGACACAACUUCCGCUGAGAUUGUUUGUGAGUUGCCAGCAAGCACCAACUGGAACUUUGAUGUGCACUGGUAUCCAAAAAUACCUGGAGUCAUAUCAGCAUCUUCAUUUGAUGGAAAAAUUGGAAUUUACAACAUUGAGGGUUGUAGCAGAUAUGGUGCUGGUGAGGCUGAUUUUGGUGCAGCACAUUUAAGAGCCCCAAAAUGGUAUAAGCGUCCAGUUGGUGUAUCCUUUGGCUUCGGGGGCAAGCUCGUGUCAUUUCACCCUAAAUCAUCUGUUGGAGGUGCUUCAACUGGUUCAGAGGUUUUGGUACACAGUUUGGUGACUGAACAGAGUUUGGUGACUCGCUCAUCUGAAUUUGAAGCUGCAAUACAAAAUGGAGAAAGGUCCUUAUUGAGGACCCUAUGCGACAAGAAAUUACAAGACUCUGAAUCUGAGGAUGAACGGGAAACAUGGGGCUUGUUAAAAGUUAUGUUUGAAGAUGACGGAACUGCAAGGACGAAACUUCUAACUCACCUUGGCUUCAGCCUACCUGAGGUAGAAAAAACUGAUGUUCAAGAUGAUUUAUCCAAAGAACUAAAUUCUCUUGGACUUGAGCAUUCUACGGUAGAUAACGUUGGAUUUGGGGAACAUAAAGAAGCAAUCAUUUUCCCUUCUGACAAUGGAGAAGAUUUCUUCAAUAAUCUUCCUAGCCCUAAAGCUGAUACACCAUUGUCAACCUCUGGUGAUAAGUUCAUUGUUGGUGAUGCUUUUCCCGGUAAAGAUCAAGUCCAACAAGAGUUAGAUGGACUGGAGGAGAGUACUGAUCCCUCAUUUGAUGAAUAUGUCCAACAUGCUUUAGUUGUUGGAGAUUAUAAGGGGGCCGUUGCAAAGUGCAUAUCGGCGAAUAAAUUGGCCGAUGCUUUAGUCAUAGCACAUGCUGGUGGUGAAACCUUGUGGGAGAGCACACGAGAUCAAUACCUUAAGAUGAGCCGUUCACCCUACCUAAAGGUAGCUUCCCCCAUGGUGAAUAAUGAUCUGUUGAGUCUUGUGAACACUAGGCCCCUCAAAUUCUGGAAAGAAACUCUUGCUCUUCUCUGUAGUUUUGCAUCAAUAGAGCAAUGGACUUUGCUUUGUGACGCACUAGCUUCCAAACUCAUUGCUGCUGGUAAUACACUGGCAGCAACUAUUUGUUAUAUAUGUGCGGGAAAUAUUGACAAAACUGUUGAGAUUUGGUCAAGAAGUUUGGCAACUGAGCAUGAGGGUAAAUCCUAUGUUGACCGUCUUCAGGACUUAAUGGAGAAGACUAUUGUCUUUGCCCUGGCAUCAGGGCAAAAGCAAUUUAGUGCAUCCUUGUGCAAACUUGUUGAGAGGUAUGCUGAAAUUUUAGCGAGUCAAGGGCUUUUACAGACAGCGAUGGAAUAUCUUAAACUUUUUGGUUCUGAUGAAGUGACACCGGAACUUCAGAUCUUGAAAGAUCGUAUUGCUCUUUGUACAGAAUCUGAGAAAGUUGUUGAGCCCAGUGCACCUAGUGGACCCGUCUAUGGUAGUCAUGACCGUAAUUAUGACAUCCCUCCUUCACCUUAUCAGCCCAAUCCUAUCAAUCCCUAUGUUUCAAACAAUGGACCACCUUAUGUUCCGCCAUAUGUGCCUCCUGUCCCGCAGCCUGCACCUCAGCCUCAUGUGUUUGUUCCGCAGCAAUCGACACCUCAUGUUCCUAAGGAUAACUAUUUUACCCCUCCCGCCUCCCAUCAACCUAGUUUGAAGACCUUCACUCCUUCAACUCCUCCUGCGCUGAAAAAUGUGGAUCAGUAUCAGCAACCAUCUUCUUUGGCUUCUCAGUUGUAUCCUGGAACAAACAACACUGCUUAUCAGUCUGUGCCAUCCGUUCCUCUUCCAUCACAACCAACUCCUGCUUUUGGGCAUAACGUGCCAUUUGGUGUACCUCCCUAUGUUCAACCAAAAGAAUUCACUCCAGUCCCUAAUCCUGGAGUAGUGCAAGGACCCGGUUCAAUACAACCACCUAGUCCUAGUCAUGCCGCACCUGUCCAACCUGUCGUGACAGCUCCACCACCUCCACCACCUACCGUACAGACGGCUGAUACUUCAAAUGUUCCUGCCCACCAAAAGCCUGUCAUUUUGACCUUGACAAGACUUUUCAACGAGACAUCGGAAGCAAUGGGAGGUUUGCGAGCUAAUCCAAGCAGGAGGCGUGAGAUUGAAGACAAUUCAAGGAAGUUAGGUGCAUUGUUUGCCAAACUGAACAGCAGGGACAUAUCUAAAAAUGCUGCUGAUAAGCUUGUUCAGCUCUGCCAGGCACUUGACAACGGUGAUUUCAGUACUGCCCUGCAAAUCCAGGUACUUCUUACCACUAGUGAAUGGGAUGAGUGCAACUUCUGGUUAGCUACUCUCAAGCGCAUGAUCAAGACGAGGCAAAAUGUGAGAUUAAGUUAAUAAGGAAGAAAAUCCUGUUCUGAUUGCUGGUUUUGGAACUCUUUUUGCGUGGUCAACAUAUUUACUUUUUUUGUACACAAAAGAUGGCGUCUCCAGAUUUGAUCUUCAGGGUUUUGAUUCCUUCUCCUGCUCUUCCUCGUGUCUUUAUUUGGUUUUCGGUUUAUACUACCUUGAGUUAGUGAGAGCAUUAAUAUAGACUUCUCACUGUUCCCUUUUCAUAUUUGUAGUAUUGAUAAAUAGCUUCCAUUUUUUUUUUUUAAGUUUAAUUUUGUUUUUGCAGUUCAUAUAAUGUUCACCGAGCUGCUACUUUUGACAUUUCUUGGUUAUUAGAUUAUUGUAGGAUGAUUGUGCUUUUCAUUUAUAUGAAUAGUAAAAGUUUAAUAACAUGACCAAUUUUGUUUAA
Messenger RNA from Morus notabilis, 3978 nucleotides. RefSeq names its product protein transport protein SEC31 homolog B. The record is from RefSeq and is a predicted model, not a curated record. The coding region runs from base 270 to 3575 and encodes 1101 amino acids. The transcript is spliced from 22 exons. NCBI's taxonomy places the organism in Eukaryota, Viridiplantae, Streptophyta, Magnoliopsida, Rosales, Moraceae. Gene Ontology annotation, cellular component: endoplasmic reticulum exit site; COPII vesicle coat. Gene Ontology annotation, biological process: endoplasmic reticulum to Golgi vesicle-mediated transport; endoplasmic reticulum organization; COPII-coated vesicle cargo loading. Gene Ontology annotation, molecular function: structural molecule activity; protein binding.